AUGAAAACUAAUAACACAAGAAUGUAAUUGAUAUCGACUUCCAAUUUUAUAUUAAAUGUGCAUGAAAUUAAAUACAAGCUCAAAGUGAAUGUGGUAUAAGAGAAUCGUGGUAUAUCGGUACAUAUGACACGGUCCGCACGGGACGAGGUAGAGUCCCCGUUCCGUUUCGAAGAAAAAUCGUGUGAAAACAAACAAUUAACGCGCACAUAUAAAUAGAAAUCAACUUGACUUUAACGCAGAUUUAAAUAUUUGAGACAAGUGUUAACUAAAAUGGAUUUUACAAAAAUGUUUGUAUUAUUAUUUGGAAUACUCGCUAUAUUUAUGGGAAGAUGUAACGCAAAACCUGGUAUACCGAUUGGAGCCAUUAAAAAAGGAGGGCAAUGGAUUAGGAAAGGUUUCGGCGUUCUCUCCGCGGCGGGUACGGCGCACGAGGUCUACAGCCACGUCAAAAACAGACGAAACUAGAUCCUUAUUCAACUCACUUAUGUCACAGAAUUGUAUUACAAUCCCUCAAUCUUAUACAUUUAUGUAAUACAAUUUAUACACAUAGUAACAAUGUUUACAAGCUAUAUAAAUAUUGUUAUU
This is a messenger RNA of Papilio polytes (common Mormon), 585 nucleotides long. RefSeq names its product virescein-like. Gene Ontology annotation, cellular component: extracellular region. The coding region runs from base 271 to 465 and encodes 64 amino acids. Gene Ontology annotation, biological process: defense response to bacterium. The transcript is spliced from 2 exons. The record is from RefSeq and is a predicted model, not a curated record. Lineage: Eukaryota; Metazoa; Arthropoda; Insecta; Lepidoptera; Papilionidae.